This is a messenger RNA of Drosophila busckii, 1338 nucleotides long. RefSeq names its product aminoacylase-1-like. Gene Ontology annotation, biological process: amino acid metabolic process. The record is from RefSeq and is a predicted model, not a curated record. Lineage: Eukaryota; Metazoa; Arthropoda; Insecta; Diptera; Drosophilidae. Bases 64 to 1269 code for a protein of 401 amino acids. Gene Ontology annotation, molecular function: aminoacylase activity. The transcript has 5 exons. Gene Ontology annotation, cellular component: cytoplasm.
AAAAAAUAAACACAGACGCGCCAGACCAGUGUCAGUGUUGGGAAGUUUGAGCAUAUUAUUAAAAUGAGCAAAGCCGAGUGGGAAAAUAAUGAGGAAAUUAAAAUAUUCCGGGAAUAUCUGCGCAUUCCGACAGUGCACCCAAGCAUAGAUUACACCGCCUGCGUUGAUUUUCUCAAGCGUCAAGCUGCAAGUAUUGGUCUGCCCGUGGAAGUUGUAUAUCCCGUUAAUGAAGCCAAUCCUGUUGUGGUCAUGAAGUGGCUGGGCAAGCAGCCCGAGCUACCUUCUAUUAUUCUCAAUUCACACACGGAUGUUGUGCCCGUCUUCGCUGACAAGUGGACCCAUAAACCAUUUAGCGCUGAUAUGGAUGACGAAGGUCGCAUUUACGCGCGUGGCUCCCAGGACAUGAAGUGUGUAGGCACUCAAUACCUAGCUGCAGUUCGUGCUCUGAAAGCCAGCGGCUAUCAGCCCAAGCGUACUGUAUAUCUUAGCUUUGUGCCCGAUGAGGAGGUUGGCGGUGUUUUGGGCAUGCGCGAGAUGGUAAGACAAGACUACUUCAAGAGUCUCCAUGUUGGUUUCAGCUUUGAUGAAGGCAUCACUAGUGCGGAUGAGUCCUACUCCAUUUACUAUGCUGAGCGUACGCUUUGGCAUUUGCAUUUCAAAAUCAGCGGCACUGCAGGCCAUGGCUCUUUGCUGCUACCCAACACGGCUGGCGAGAAGCUUCAUUAUGUUGUUAACAAGAUGAUGGAAUUCCGUGCUACACAAUUAAAGCGACUUAAUGAGGAUUCCAGCAUUGAUAUAGGUGAUGUGACCACAGUCAAUCUCACUCAGCUGCGUGGCGGUGUGCAAAGUAAUGUGGUGCCUCCACUACUUGAGGUAGUCUUUGACAUUCGCUUUGCCGUCACUGUGGAUAUACCAGCAUUUGAGAAGCAAAUUCGUGACUGGUGCGAGGAAGCUGGCGGUGGCAUUGAACUUUACUUCGAAAUGAAGAACCCAUUUGUUGAGCCAACUAAAAUUGAUGACUCAAAUCCAUUUUGGGUCGCCUUCAAAAAAACUUUGGAUGAACUUGGUCUUAAGACUCGUGCUCGAGUUUUCCCUGGUGCUACUGAUAGCAGAUUCAUUCGCCAUAUAGGCAUUCCAGCCUUGGGCUUUUCGCCCAUCAACAAUACUCCAAUAUUGCUGCAUGAUCAUGAUGAAUUUCUGCGUGCCGACACCUAUCUUCACGGCAUCGAGGUCUACAAGAAACUUAUACCUGCUGUGGCUAAUGCUUGAGCACUACGUGAUCCCGUAAUCUUAUAGCAAUAAAACUUAUGCAUUUAAUAAAAGUAAAGUUGUAAACAA